Geodia barretti is the source of this 4545-nucleotide messenger RNA. The record is from the annotation of a GenBank genome assembly. Lineage: Eukaryota; Metazoa; Porifera; Demospongiae; Tetractinellida; Geodiidae.
AACCCCCACGCUUUCCCCUUUCCGACGAACGCAGCAGCUACUGAACAUGGCGUAAGCUCCCGAGACGGAAAGAAAACUCUCGAGAGUGUUAGACGAAUCUACACAAUCAGGAGAGUUCGCGAGAGAGAAGCCAGAAUGAACGCUCGCCGACGGCUAAAGCUCAGCUCUCUGUCCUUCUCCCUCCCGGACGUCAGCGAAGUCGGCUACACGCCGUCUCCUAGCUACUACCCGCCGGCCCAGGAGAUUCUGGAGGAGCCCGAGGAGGCAGAGGAGAGAGAGGUGGACGAGGAGAGCGGGCCUGGAAGUUACAGAGUUGGCGACACUGUCAGAGAGAAGGAGGAAGACUGGGUGGACGCCACAGACCCCGUGUCUGGCUCCGUGUUCUUUGUUAACUCCGCCUCCUUGCCACGCCCACAUCCAAACGGCUCCGCCAUCAUCCCGAGCACCAGCAGCUCGAGCCUGUCUUCCUCCACCACCUCCCUCUCCCACCCUCACCCCCUCUCCUCCCUCACCUCCUCACCAUGUCCGCGUCGUUCCUCUUCAUUCACAACCUCCCUCCCUCCCACCCCAAACGAUGCCUUCUUUUCUUCGAGUUUCGCAGGCCCUCCCUCCCUCCCUCCUCUCCCUCCUCACAGACCAGUGACCCCUUCUACCAGCAUCUCAUCUUCUGCUCUCCCCAGUCCAACCAACAGCCAGAAUAUCGACGAAUUUUUUGUGUCAGGGAGCUAUUUCCGUGAGUCGGUCGACGGAGACUCCGCCCACUGCCCCUCCCCCUGUCCCUCGGAGGGCUGGAUGCCGAAGAGCGUGUCCAGCAGCAGUAUGGGGGGAGGUAGUGUGAGGUGGAGAAUGAGGAGGAAGUGGAAGAAGAUGGUGGGGAGGGGAGACAAGAUGAGGGGAAGAUCCUAUUCCCACGGACUGAUGCCCAGCGACAGUGUCCCUAACCUGAGCUGUGAUAUGGAGUACGCUCACCACCCGCCCAGCUCCGUCCCUCCCUCACCUCCCCACGGAGAACUGUUUGGCUCCCAGGACCUCCCUCUCGAGGGAGGCGCCCAUGGAACCAUCGUCACCGCCCGGGUAUCGCUGAAACCACACCCACUGGCCGGGCGGCCCCAUCGUCACUGGAACCUCGAGAAACUCGGGAUUAUUCCUGCAAGAGCUCUGGGAGGGAAGAGGUAUCGGUCGUUCACAAACCUCCGAUUUGCCUUCAAGAACCACUACCCCCAAGGCUCCUCCUCUCUCUCCAACUCUCUCGUCAUUAGAGGAAUAAUUCCAGGGACGCCAGCCUCCCUCGCUCCCCAGCUUCAGCAAGGAGACACGAUUCUGGCCAUCAACGGUCACGCGGUGUUCCUUGAGACGGCCAACUCCAUCCUUCGAGCUCAGUCGAGGGAGGUAGAGCUUGUCUUUAUCGUGAAGAAGAGGACACACGUGGGGUCAACUUUCACCUCCACACCCGCACACCAUCACCUCCUCACGUCCUCUCGCCAUGGCAACCUCGUCAGAUUGGUCUCGGGUAAAGAGACGACGUCAUCGCGACAUCAUCGCCACUCUCCCCCAUUCCUCUUUCUCUGUCUAACUCUGGAUACAAAAGAGGAGGACCCUGCUGAUAAGGACAUUCUCUACUGCUAUCCAACUGAAGCAAGAGACUGGAGCACUGCCAGUGGUGAGGGUGUGAGGAGUGAGGAGGUGAGGAGUGAGGAGGUGACAGCUCUACUGAUGAAGCUGCGGGGAGUGUUCCUUACUCUCAGUGACGUCAUGGGCUCCAUUACAGCCGACUCCCAUUCUUGUUCCACGGUGGAGGUGAGGGGGAGACCGUUCCACUGUGCCCACGUCCAGCGAGGGAAGGAGGUACUUCUCCUCGCCCUCCCUGCCUCCCUCCUCCCCCGCCAUCUCCUCCUGGCCACCACCAUCAGACUGGAACACACCCUCCGUCUUCUCUUUCACUCUCCACAGAGUGUUUUUCCUCCCGAGGAUCAUUCGAAUGUGAACCACGUUCUGAGCCUCCUCUUCCUCCAUCUCUCCUCUCAUUCUCCCUACCCCCACUGGCCACACCCCCUCCGUAUCUCUCCACUCACUGGCGUCAUUGCUGCCCACAGCAGUGAACCCUACCCUGUGGAGACCGUUCUACGUGUCAGCGAAGCUCUGGAUGAACUCGAGACAGCGACCCCCUCCUACCACCUCACUGACCUUGCACACUCCCCCCGAACCUUCUUCCCUCGAGGCUCCGCCCUAUUUCACCAGGGGCGGUUGGUGGUGAGUCAUUUGCAGCUGGCGAGCUUGUCCAAGUGGUUAUUUUCUGUCAAUCUUAUCGUCUUUUGGAGAUAUCGGCUCUCGAACCAAGAUCCUCUAUUGUCGUAUGGAGAGAGAUCCAUUUGCACCAGUCUUCAAGUUCUGAGGUUGAGGAUGUGGAAAUGAGGGGACGCGUCUUCCUGCUUCUGGUGGGUCUGGACGGUGUCCUCGUGGGACUCGUUAUGGAGGGGUGUGGUCUCACAGAUGAAGCCACACCCACCCUGGACCCCGCCUACGUCACUGAGGCCAAACAGCUGAUAGCAAAGUUGGACCUUCAGGAUGUCUUUGACAGCAACUCUUCUGGCAGAGGGUCGGUAAAGUCCCAGAUCCCACUGGUGGCCUCUCUGGACCGAGUGCUAACUGCCCACCUCUCCUCCCCUCGUCACUCCUCACACCUUCCCCACACUCCCCGAUCUAGCAAAAGACGCUCUCUGGACAAACACAACCACACCAAACAAGGGUCAGAUUCCGAGGGUGAGGAAGACUCUGGUCUCGCACCUCGCUCCAUGACCUUCCCUUCCUUCCGACCACGAGGGAAGAAGAGAUCCAGUCCCCUACCAUCGCUACCUGAAACACUAGCCCUCAGACAAAACUACACACUGACGGCUGGGAAUGAGAAUAUUCUUCUUCACUACCUGUCUUUGGAGGCGGGGCAGGGGGCGUGGCUUGGCCCCACCCACCACACCUCGUCCACAUACGGCACCCUACACUUGGAAAUGGUCACUUGUUUUCACACCACCUGCUCAUCCAUCAGGGAGAUGCUACUGGCAAAGACAGAUGAGGAUCUUGAAGACGAUGUAGACUGGGAGGAUGAGAGUGAGGAGGAGGAGGAAGAUAUGGCGAUAGAGAGACAAGCAACCCCUCCCACUUUCUCUUGCCCUCCACUGACAGGCGGUCGGUGUGUGGAGCACGGAGUUCUGCUGGAGGUCCCUCUCAGGAACUUUGCCACCAACAAACAGCUGAGGAACAUCCCUCCUCUCUGCUACUGGGUCGUCGGGAGACUGUUUCCAGAGGAGGGACGAGAGCUGUACGUGUGUUACGAGGAUAACGUGUCUCAGACAAUGGUCGAAAUGACCUUUAAACUUCUAUUUGCCACACCCACUACUUAACAACUCUACCACUGUCUAUAUCAUAUAUUUCUGCAACCAUUUCGCAUAAUAUUUUUAUCACAUGAUAUAAUUUAUUAUGAACCAGGUGAAUGAUGUAAUGAUCUGGUGAAGUGAUUUAAUAAUUUGGUGAUUGAUCAUGUUGUUUUCUCGGCAACAACACACCAGUUUUCGUGAUCGUAAAAUUCCUCCAGAAUCCUGACUCCGCCCACCUCGUUAAACAGGGCACUCAACUCAUUUCUCUGGAAGACGUGAUAGUACCUCAGAAACGUCUGAAACCCUGUGCCUCAAGACUGGGGGUCAUGUGAUCUCCCUUAGUAGUCACAUGACCCAAAUCAGGCAUCACAUGAUCUUUCUUCAUGGUCACAUGACCCAGCCUUUCGUCCUCCAUUUCACUGCUGUUGUGUAGUUUUGUUGUCCCUUCUUCUUCACCAUCUUCCCCCUCCUCCCUCUCCUCCCUCUCCCCCUCUUCCUCCCUCUUUAUCUUGCUGCUCCUUCCUUCUUCUUGUUCUCUGUUUUCUGUUCAUCUUUUUCUUCUUCGCAGCCUCAGCUCCAGCUGACCCAGAGACAUAGCGAGGCUGUAGGUGCCAUGGAACAAGCACGUCCUGCUCUGUAAACUUUUUCCUCUCCUGCUCCAUGGCCCACACAUACACCAGAAUAGUUCCUCCUUUCCUCGUCACCCGGAUCAGCUCUCUUAGAGCCUGGAGCCUGCGGGAGCCACUGGACAAAUGGUGCACCACUGCUAUGCUGAUCACCGCGUCAAACGAGUUAGUCCGGAAAGGCAAGUUCAGGCAGUCUGCUACUGCGACCUCGUGACCUCUUCCACCAGCUAUACAGGCUAAUUCGGGACACAUGUCACAUCCAAUUGUGUAUCCAGAGCAUGCCACAGACAAAUAUUUUCCAUUUCCACAACCUACGUCAGCGACGAUACUUCCGGGUGGAAGCUUGCGGAGGAAGUCAGCAACUUUUGGCCAGGGUUUGUACCUCGUGUCACUGAAAUGGCUCGCUAUCUGGGAGUAGACGGCGUGUACGUGCCUCCUCUCCAGCCCAUCCUUUGUACCUUCAAGCGACAUUAUCUGUAUCUCUUAGCCGGAAAGUUCGCUCAAUCUAGCCGGAAACACCACGUGUCCAUUACGUGUCCUACUACAUGUCU